Molecule: messenger RNA, 435 nt
Organism: Letharia columbiana
Lineage: Eukaryota; Fungi; Ascomycota; Lecanoromycetes; Lecanorales; Parmeliaceae
Exons: 2
Coding region: 1-435 (144 amino acids)
Source: RefSeq, a predicted model, not a curated record
AUGGCGUCGCAAGAUCCCAAUCCUCAAGGUGGCUCAAUCACGGACAUGGCCGUUGAUGGCACCAAAGUUCCUGACGAUGCAGGAGCCCAAUACACCAUACCCUCUGUUCCUCGACCAGAUCAAAUUACAGACCCAUCCGACGAUCCCAGCGACCUUGGUGCUACUGAUCUGGCUGGUGCAGCAGAUAACGCCCAAGAUGUUAGCAGGACCACACGCGAUACCGCUCCUAACCCCGAAACUAUUACCGGCACAGGCGAUGCUCUGCCUCCGGAGAUCGGCUCAAAGCGUCUUCACAACGACGUGAAUCAAAAUCUCAGUAAAGGCCAUCAGCGAUACGACAAGCAUGUGAAACAAAAGGGCAGUGAUCAAGAGAAAGGGGCCAGUGAGGGGGCCACGGAAGAUGAGGUCGUGGAUGGAGUUGUUGGGGGGCGUUGA